Laccaria bicolor S238N-H82 is the source of this 2020-nucleotide messenger RNA. RefSeq lists its product as uncharacterized. Lineage: Eukaryota; Fungi; Basidiomycota; Agaricomycetes; Agaricales; Hydnangiaceae. The transcript has 6 exons. The record is from RefSeq and is a predicted model, not a curated record. Bases 1 to 1809 code for a protein of 602 amino acids.
AUGCCUUCGACGUGGUCCUAUUUUUCGUGCGUUGCGCUCGCCUUGAGUGCAUCGACACGAGCAGAGGCAUUCACAUUCACCUUCAGCACUCCCUCCCAAUGUCAGAACAUAGCUGUCACAUGGACUGGUGGUCAACCACCUUUCCAGUUGUUGAUUAUACCGCCAAGUGGUACCAUUCGCACCUUUAGUAUCCCAUCGAGCGCCUACCAAGGAAAUUCUGGAUCCUUCUCGACCCCUCUUCUUUUCGGCCAGAACCAACGUUUGAUGCUCAGCAUGUCUGACGCGACCGGGGCCGCUUCUGGUGGAAUCUCUGAUCUUUUGACGGUUGGCCCACCUCAGGGAGCGAGUCAAUGCAAUACUACUGAUCCAGGAGUUGAUUUUUUUUUUUCGCUCGACGGCGUCCUCCAGCAGUGCCAGCCGUAUCCUUUCACGCAGUAUGGGGGAGCCAUACAACCGAUCACCAUCACCGCCUAUGUUCCUCUGGGGAAUUCAUUUGUCCUCAAUCCUCCUACGGGGAGCAGUUUCUCAUGGAUAGCCAAUUUGCCUGCAGGAACUUCAGUCGCGUUCUCUAUGAUCGAUUCACAAGGUCGAAAUGGGGGUACCUCGCCAAUCGAGGUGGUUGGUUUGACGAAUAAUAACUCCUGCCUGGCCACCACUGUUGUUACAUCAAGUAGAAGUGGUGUUACGUCAAGUAGAACGACCUCCACCUCGCAAACAAGCAAAUCUAAUUCAGGUCAGGACAAUAACGGAACAUCGCAGGGUGGGUCGAAAAUCGGAAUCAUCAUUGGAGCAGCUGUUGGAGGGUUUGCACUUGUUGGGAUCGCCGCUUUCCUCUUUUUCUGUUUCAGCAGAAACCGACGCGCCAAACCGGGAUACCGUCCCAACCAAAAGGUUGACUUCACUUACGAUCCUGUGAGGCCCCCCAGCCCCGACCCCUUCAUUCUUCCAGCAGGGUACACAUCGGCUGCCCUCGCUCCUCAGGUAUCACAACACCAUAACAGCGCACCAGUCUCUCCCUUCUUGUCAACAACCACCUCACAGCACGCAAGCACGGCCAUACCACUAGCGCCGCAGUUCGGGAGGGCGAACAGUCCCCCACAAUUCGAUAGCUCUAAUGCGCCCCUGCAGUUUCAUGAUCCAAACGCUCCCCAACGAUUCGGUACGCCUAACGCGUCUCAGCAGCAGUUUUCUCCGAAUGCUCCUCAGCAAUUUGGUACGCCUAAUACCCAUCAGCAAUAUGGUGCUCCGAACGUUCCCCAGCAGUACGGCGCUUUUAAUACCCCUCAGCAGUAUGGGGCAGCGAUAAGCAUGCCCUCCCAUCACAACGCCAGUAAUACUCUGGGUCUUAACCCGAAUACUCACCAACGUUUGGGAAGUCAUAACCCCCAACAGUUCGGUGGAACGAAUACCAAUCCACAAUUUGCAGGAUUUCAGGACCCUGCACAAUACGGAGCGCCUUCCACUGCGUCCACUUACCCACCACAAGCACCCCAAGAUGGCCGACCAACUAGUAGUUUCAGCACGUAUAGCUCAGUCUAUGGGGGAAUGGCAGAUCAUACCGAAGACACCACGGUACGCUCUGAAUCUCAGGCUACUUCAUCGAGCACUGGAAAGACUGGGAAGACCCAUCAGCCUCGCGUCAUUUUGCACACAGAUAUUGAGGAAACCAUGGAACCGGAGGAACUUCCUCCACAAUAUUCGGAGAGUCGGGCACCAAUACCAGGUCUAUCGGCGUCAAAUGAUGCUGGCUUGUCUGCCGCUCCAGCAACCUCGCGGAUCGUGGUCACUGGAAAGGGCAGGAACGUUUGACGGCUUAUUUGUGCUUACCUGUUCUGGGACCAUUAUUUUUUACAAUGUUUCUAUAUAUACCCGCUCAGUAUUCUUGGCUUACUUAUAGUCUAUUGUAAUGAUUGGACGAUAUCACCUAGGUACCUGCGUUGUUGAGAUUUUUUUACUCAACGCCUCCUAGAUGGUCCCAAAUCGCGAGGGUAAUACAGAGGCAUCCAGCAUGAUUCAAACU